This is a messenger RNA of Mugil cephalus (flathead mullet), 1562 nucleotides long. Its product is annotated as 2-epi-5-epi-valiolone synthase-like. Gene Ontology annotation, biological process: antibiotic biosynthetic process. The coding region runs from base 82 to 1440 and encodes 452 amino acids. The record is from RefSeq and is a predicted model, not a curated record. NCBI's taxonomy places the organism in Eukaryota, Metazoa, Chordata, Actinopteri, Mugiliformes, Mugilidae. The transcript is spliced from 5 exons. Gene Ontology annotation, molecular function: 3-dehydroquinate synthase activity.
ACUUUAUGUUGAACCACGAUCCUCUUUCCUGACGUCCUGUACGUCAGGUCCGUAAAGCAUGACAGUGUGGGCUGGAGGCAUAUGGCAGGCCGGGACUCUUGGAACAUGAUUUCAAACUCCAGCUGUUCACAACAAACUAAGUUUAAUCUGGUUCAAGUGAAGGGAACAUGGACUCGACAAGUCGAACAGCGUCAAGUGGAAGAGGGAAGGUUAUCAGACGCUAAAAUCUAUGAGAACAAGUCAGAACAAGGAGUUUCCUGGACAGUGGUCAGCCCCAUUGUGUUCACCUACCGAGUUAUUCAGUGUAAAAACAUACUGGAUCCCAGUAAUGACACACUGCUCUGGGGUCAUAUAGGAGAUGAAGCCCUUAAAGGGGCCUUGAGUAAUUCCAAGCCUGUGAAGCGUUUUGUUGUCAUUGAUGAGACUGUCAGUGAGCUGUAUGGCUCCCAGCUUACUCGGUACUUUGAGGCCAGAGAUGUUGUCUGCAAGAUUCUCCCUCUGCCCACUACCGAAGAGAACAAGUGUAUGGAGCUGGUGACCAAGAUCCUGGAGGAAGUUCAUCAGUUUGGCCUCGACAGACGCUCAGAGCCGAUUAUAGCCAUCGGAGGUGGCAUGUGCCUGGAUGUGGUGGGCUUGGCGGCAUCUCUCUACCGCAGGAGGACUCCGUACAUUCGAGUCCCCACCACUUUCCUGGCCUACAUCGAUGCCAGCGUGGGGGCAAAAACUGGGGUCAACUUCGCCGGUGGGAAAAACAAGCUGGGAAGUUACGUCCCACCGAUGGCAACGUUCUUAGACUGCUCAUUCUUCCGAACCCUCCCUCCACGUCAGAUCUCUAACGGGAUGGCAGAGAUGUUAAAGAUGGCCCUGAUGAAGCACAGGGGCCUAUUUGAGCUGCUGGAGUCUGAGGGCAGCAUGCUGCUGAACACCAAGCUACAGUCCUGUGAGACCAGCGGCAGCUCCGAAUCAGAAGACAGCGCCACAGCAUCCAUGCGCAUCGCCAUAGAAACCAUGCUGGAGGAACUGGCUCCUAACUUGUGGGAGGACGAUCUGGACAGGCUGGUGGAUUUUGGUCACCUCGUCAGUCCUGAGUUAGAAAUGAGGGUACUGCCAGCGUUGCUUCAUGGUGAGGCGGUCAACAUCGACAUGUCCUUCAUGGUGUACGUGGCCCACCAAAGGGGGCUUCUGACAGCAGACGAGAAGAACCGCAUCAUCCGGUGCAUGCUGGGUCUGGGGCUGCCUGUGUGGCACCAGGACUGCACCCUGGCUCUGGUGCAGAAGUCUCUCAAGGAGCGUCUGAAGCACUCUGCUGGCUCUCUGAGGAUGCCUCUACCCACGGGACUGGGGAGUGCAGAAAUCUUCCAUGACAUGAUUGAAGAUGAUAUCCUUUGCAAAGCUUACAAAACCUGGACUGAUGAGCUUUCCUCUACUGGGAACAAGUGAAAAGAAAUGUGUGUAAAGCUGUAUGUAAAACAAAUGAAAGCAUUGCUUUAGCAAUAAGUAACAGAUGGAUGUUUUAAACAAUAAAUAGAAUAUAUCUAAAGAAAUCAGAAUUAAGAUUCUCU